This is a messenger RNA of Lotus japonicus, 824 nucleotides long. RefSeq names its product GATA transcription factor 15. The transcript is spliced from 3 exons. Lineage: Eukaryota; Viridiplantae; Streptophyta; Magnoliopsida; Fabales; Fabaceae. Gene Ontology annotation, molecular function: sequence-specific DNA binding; zinc ion binding. Gene Ontology annotation, biological process: regulation of DNA-templated transcription. Bases 171 to 605 code for a protein of 144 amino acids. The record is from RefSeq and is a predicted model, not a curated record.
UGAGCAUUAGAUCUGCUACUGCGGCCGGUGCGCGUGUGUUGUUGUUUCCUUCGUGUCGUUUCGAUUCUCUCUUCACUUUCUCUCUCUAGUUUCUCUCUCUACCUUCACUCUCACUCACUCUGCAAAUUUUCCAAAAUCUAGCUACCAUUACCUUCAAUUUGAUCUCAAAAAUGGUGGAUCCGACUGGAAAAGGAUCAGAUGCGGAAGACGGAAACCCUAACUCCGCCGCCGCCGCCGCUUCUUCCGGUAGCGAGCAGAAGAAAACCUGCGCCGAUUGCGGCACCUCCAAGACUCCUCUCUGGAGAGGUGGACCUGCAGGACCCAAGUCGCUAUGCAAUGCUUGCGGGAUCAGGAGCAGGAAGAAGAAGAGAGCGAUUUUGGGGAUAAGCAAAGGGAACAGCAACAACAAUAACAGCAACAAUGAAGAUGGAAUCAAGAAGGGGAAACGGAGCAAACUAGGCGGCGAUCGCUCGAGCUUGAAGCAGAAGCUAUUGGCGUUAGGGAGGGAGGUUUUGAUGCAGCGAUCGCAUUGGAAGAAAUUGGGGGAAGAAGAACAAGCUGCAGUGCUUUUAAUGUCACUCUCUUAUGGAUCAGUUUAUGCUUAACAUUAUCAACAAUAACAAGAGGCUAGAACAAUUAGAAUUUGUUUCAUCCAAUCCAAUCUAGCAGUAACCCUUUUCUUUUCUAAGUGUAUAUUUGUUAGCUUUUUUUCUUCUACUACUACUGAUUGUUGCUAUGGGAAGAAGUGAGUGAGUGAGUGUGUUGUAAGAAAUCAUUCAAAUUUCUAAGUCCAAUUUUGGUAAUAUAGUUCUCUCUAUUUCUCA